This is a messenger RNA of Microplitis demolitor, 2738 nucleotides long. RefSeq names its product diacylglycerol lipase-beta. The transcript has 13 exons. The coding region runs from base 701 to 2719 and encodes 672 amino acids. Gene Ontology annotation, biological process: lipid metabolic process. Lineage: Eukaryota; Metazoa; Arthropoda; Insecta; Hymenoptera; Braconidae. The record is from RefSeq and is a predicted model, not a curated record.
CAAAAAAAGAAUAUAUAACCCGUGGAAUUUCCUGUGAUUAUCACGCCUAGCUGGUGAUAGCGAUGAAAAACCGGCUGCGCGUAACGGACGCGGUCUUAGGAUUCGAAUAACCGCAGUAUUAUACAUUAACUUUUAUAUAUAUAUAUACAUAUAUAUGUUUCCAAGGUAUCAGUUAUUUACAUUAAAUUCAAUACAUCCAUCGCACCUGCACACUCUCGCACCCCACACAGAUUUAAAUAUAUAGCGUUAUAAAAUUUUGUUAAAUUUUCCUGUCGGUUUCUUCAGAGGCUUUUCUCGUACCGCUCUUUCAAAGAGCUGUGGUACCCCAACACCCCACACACCUUAGACAGCACACUCUGCGUACACACACCAGAGGUUUUAAUCGGGAUCGGUAACGGUGACGGUGACGGCGACGGCGAGGUUGACGUUGACGGCACUCUCCUCGUCCUUCCUUUCGCGCGAUAACGCCUUGCGCGGUUCUAUAUACUCGACACUCUACACUACACCGUGUAGCAUACCACACCGCGGCUGGUAUAUAAUACUACUGUAUAUACACACCAAGUAGAGGAGCUUCAUAUCCAAUUACACGCGCGAGUGAUGAAUAAGCUGAAGUAGUGACUCGAGAGACGAGUCAAGAGAAACAACUUUUGUUAGUCGAACGUGAAUAUUUUUUUUUAACUAAAAAUAUAUUAGCCCAAAAAUGCCUGCAUUGCAUCUGUUUGGUCGCAAAUGGCUCGCAGCGACUGAUGAUCUCGUCUAUCCAGGUCUUUUUGAAAUUUUCAUUCGUGUUGUAUGGUUUGUUUUGAUAGGAAUUGCAUGCUUGAGAUAUUAUGGAGAAACCUGGCAGUGCCAAGUCGGUGGUCAACUUGUACGUGUUUUUUUUGGCGGUGAAUUAGUUAUACUUGGUGUUGUUACAAUUCUUGUUUUUAUUAUGGUCAAUCACAGCGCACGAGGGUCUAUUACUGAUACUUAUGCACGGAGAUUUGUCGAGCCGCUUUUGACAGUCAAGGUGCUGCUGCUGGUUCCAGAAAUAGCCUGGAAUAUACUGGGGUCCCUUUGGGUGAUAAGUGACCACGUCCAGUGCACAGACGAGCAUUAUACAAUAGCAGUGAUCGAAGCCCUUGUGUUCUUUGACUGGGUGCUCAUCGGGCUGGCGUUCCUCGGUCUUGCUCUAGUCUUCGAUCCUCUCGGGUCUCUCACCUACUCUGACAAAGUUAUCGAGGACUCGGUCGAGCACGGCAAGGUGUCGCGCAUCUGGCUUCGCCGGUUCAAAUUCUUAUGGUGGAUGCACCGAGACGAGAGUGCCACUGAGACAUUCCAACAUGUUGCUGGACUACUGAGUGCGCUAUUCAGAGGAACUGAUUUAGUUCCAUCAGAUGUUGUCGCCGGAUGCAUUUUAUUGCGAAUACGUCAGAAACGUGAAACAAUCGAGUUACGUCGCUUGAAAAUUCUCGAUCGUCCCGAAUAUACAAUUGAUUCACGGAUAAUAUUUGCAAACACACCAGCAUGGAUGUCACUAGAAUGGGCUCAUCAUUACAUGAAACUAUCGAUAGCAUCGUACGGAUGGCUAUUUGUAUUGUAUCAAAACGCGUGUACAGGUUGUUGCAAAUUGAUUCCUCACAUGAGUUGCUGCGGUUGCUCAACAAGACACCAGCCAAUUGUUCUUGACGACAAUUGCUGUCUUUGUAGUCUCGCUGGCGUUAAAUAUCUUUCACAAUUGUCUCAAGAUGACAUUCUUUUCGCAUCUUUUCGCAAUCAUCUGUGCGAAAUUCCAUUUUGUGUCGUCGCUGAUCACAAAACCGCAAGUAUCGUGAUAGUAAUCAGAGGUUCAUUGUCAUUGAGAGAUCUUAUUACUGACAUUGCUGCUGCGUCUGAUUCAUUUGAACCUGAAGGUUUACCGCCCGGUAGUAUGGCACAUCGUGGAAUGAUUAUUGGCGCAAAAAUGCUUCUGAAACAACUGGACCAGUAUAAAAUACUCGAGAAAGCAUUUGCGACAUACCCCAAUUACGGAUUGACUGUAACAGGUCACAGUCUCGGUGCCGGCCUUGCUGUUCUUCUGGCAUUACUUAUACGUCCACGUUACCCCGAUUUAAAAGUUUACGCUUUUGCAACUCCAGCCGGAUUGCUGAGCAGAGAAGCUGCUCGAGCGACUGAAGAUUUCGUGCUGUCGGUCGGGUUAGGCGAUGAUCUAGUGAUGCGACUGAGUGUCGACAGCAUGGAAAACUUUAGAACAUCUUUGCUGAUCACUCUGCAGGCUUGCAGGUUACCCAAAUAUCGAGUUGUGUUAAAUGGAUUUGGAUACGCAUUAUUUGGAGUACCAGACAGAGAUUUACACAGAACGUGGAGAAGUGGUAACACAAUAAAUUCAAUACCUGGUCAAUUACCGCUGCUUGCUGGUGAAUCUUCUGGUGUACGUCAAUCGGAAACAAUGAUUUUAGAACGUGAUGUCACAAGGAGAAGAUAUUCUAAAGUAAGAUUAUACAAUGCUGGUCGUAUUCUUCAUAUUGCGCGUCUUAAAUCUUCACAAGAUGACAAUAGUGAUAAAAAAUCAAAAAAAGACCAGCAGUAUGAAAUGAGAUGGGCGCAGGCUGAAGAUUUUAUGGAACUUUCAGUAAUGCCGCGAAUGUUACUGGAUCACUUACCAGAAAAUUUAGAAAUAGCACUAGGUACUCUUUUGAAACAACAACAAGACCUACCGGUUUAUUUAGAUUCAUCGUAAUUAAAUUAAUUAUUUAAAG